Molecule: messenger RNA, 607 nt
Organism: Elephantulus edwardii (Cape elephant shrew)
Lineage: Eukaryota; Metazoa; Chordata; Mammalia; Macroscelidea; Macroscelididae
Product: biorientation of chromosomes in cell division protein 1-like
Exons: 3
Coding region: 58-606 (182 amino acids)
Source: RefSeq, a predicted model, not a curated record
CUUCUGCUCUGGAGAAGAAACCUUAUUCGGUCUCUCUCGCAGAGCCAGGGCCCAGCCAUGGCUGAUGGUGGCGGGGGGACGGGCGCGGUGGGUGGAGGCGCAGGCCAGGCCUCCGUGGGGCCAGCGUCUGGCUCAUCGGGGGCCGGCGUGAGCGGCGGCCCCAUCAACCCGGCCUCAUUGCCCCCAGGUGAUCCGCAGCUCAUCGCCCUCAUUGUGGAGCAACUCAAGAGCCGUGGCCUGUUUGAUAGCUUCCGCAGGGACUGCCUGGCCGACGUGGACACCAAGCCAGCUUACCAAAACCUGAGGCAAAAAGUGGAUAAUUUUGUGUCAACACAUCUGGACAAGCAGGAAUGGAAUCCUACGAUGAACAAAAACCAGUUGCGAAAUGGUCUCAGACAGAGUGUGGUUCAAUCAGGAAUGCUGGAAGCUGGAGUAGACAGAAUUAUUUCCCAGGUGGUGGAUCCAAAACUAAACCACAUAUUCAGGCCACAGAUAGAACGAGCAAUUCAUGAGUUCCUGGCGGCCCAGAAGAAAGAAGCCCCACCAGCUCCUCCUCCAGAGCCUGAGAGUCAGGACCCAACGGCUUCAUCCCAGGAGGCAUCUUAAG